CAAAUUGCAGAUAAUUGAAUGAACAAACAAGCACUCUCUAGUCUCCACAAGCUUACUGAGGUUUACGGUCUUUUCACCUGAAUAUUUGAAAGCCACCACCAAUAACUCAACGAAAAUCAAUCAUGUCUUUGACGAAACUCGCGAAAUCGUUCACUUCCUUUAGGGUUUUCAGGAAGCUGGAACAAGAUGUGGAGACUGUAAUUAGGGUACUCCAACCUGGACCAGUAGGAAUUGUGGAGCACAAAUUUACUGAUGAAGAGAUACGUGAGGCAAAUUCUAUGGUUAGAAAUGCAGUAGAAUAUUGGCGAAGGAGAGCAAUGCUGGAGAAAGAUGGAAUCCUGAAAGAUUAUAUAGAUGUAUGAUGUAAUUAAUGCAUUUUUAUAUGAUUAGGUGACAUUGAUAUUAAGUUUAUCACUUGCAGUUUACUGUUGAAUAAUAUAUGAAAGUCUUGUUCAGUUCAGGCUUUUCUUAGUUUAAGGGAUGUAGUUCUCAGAGCUGUAGCCUGUACCAAUUGGAUUCAAAAAUUCUCAACAACCUGUAAUACUGAAUGGAUUAGUUCACAGCCUUAUGAUCUAAGACAUUAGUGCCUUUUGCUUAUCUAAUCAAGAGCUGCAUUUUUGAGCAA
Molecule: messenger RNA, 625 nt
Organism: Amaranthus tricolor (Joseph's coat)
Lineage: Eukaryota; Viridiplantae; Streptophyta; Magnoliopsida; Caryophyllales; Amaranthaceae
Exons: 2
Coding region: 123-362 (79 amino acids)
Source: RefSeq, a predicted model, not a curated record